AUGGAGGGCAAUACAGCACCCUCUGGCAAAGUGGUCUCUGUGGCUGCUGGUGAAGCUCACACCCUUGUUCUCACAGGAGAUGGGUUUGUGUAUUCAUGGGGUAGAGGAAUGUUUGGGCGACUUGGGACUGGUUCAGAAGUGGAUGAGCUUUUUCCGGUAAAACUAAAGUUUGAAACUUGUGAAGAAAAAAUAAUCAAGUUUGUAGGGGUUGCUGCUGGAGCUUAUCAUAGUCUUGCUCUUGCAGAUAAUGGAUCAGUCUGUCAUAUGGAUGGCCAACUGGGUGUGAGUGGAGAGAAUUAUUCAAUGCCACACUUGAUGGAGCAGUUCCUUGAGUUGGGCUCUCCAGUUUCAUUGAUAGAUCAGUCAGAAUCAAAGAGUAAAGGACCACUAAAGAUUUGCUCUAUCAAAGCUGGAGGAAUGAUGUCUCUGGCAAUUGAUGAUCAUGGAGCCCUUUGGAUGUGGGGCUAUUGCCCUCAGCGAAGCAACAUAAAUGAAAGUAGCUUAUCAUUUGAGAGUAGUUUCACCCCAAUUCCUGUUCGUGAUUUCCAUGGCCACACUGUUGUGAAGGUGGCAUGUGGAAGUGAACAUGUUGUAGCCCUGGUUAGUGCUGGAGAAACAUAUAAAGGUGAGGAUCUAGUAUGCUACUCUUGGGGUAGUAAUAGCCAUGGCCAGUUGGGUCUGGGAGAUAGAGAGAGCAGAGUCCAUCCUGAGAUUGUUGAAAUGUUUAACCAGGACUCUUCUUGGGAUGUUUAUGAGGUAGUAUGUGGAGCAUAUCACACAGCUUUACUCUCUCGUAAAAAGAGACCAAAUGACACAUUUGAAAGUGUGUGUUGGACAUUUGGCCUUGGGGAUAAUGGGCAGCUUGGGCAUGGAACUACCCAAAGCGUGCUAAAACCUGAGCCUGUAAAAGAAUUGCCACAAGUCUGCCUGAUCUCUGUUGACUGUGGUUUAUUUCACACUAGUGUUGUUUCAUCAGUGGGAGAUGUUUGGUCAUGGGGAAUGGAAAAGGGUCUUGGCCUAUGCCCAGAUGCUAGUUUUACCGGAACAGAUGCUGGGGAUGCUUCUUCUCCCCGACUGAUGUCAGGCUAUGGAGUGGAUGGGCCUAUAUUUCGCAAUCCAAUUCAAGUUGCUUGUGGCGCUGCCCACACUGUCCUUGUUGCUAAUGAUGGGUAUAAGCUUUGGUCUUGGGGCAGAGGCAGAAGUGGUGUCCUUGGAAAUGGUAAGACGAUGGAUUGUUUCACUCCCAGUGCUGUAUUAUGGCCUCCACUAACAGAGGAUUUCAAGCAACCAGAAUCGAACACUGUUAGUGAGGAGAAUAAUGGUUCCAAAGGAGUUGAAGAAACAAACAAAAGGUUGUCUUUGGCAAUGGAAGAGAUAAAGCUCCUCCAGUCAAAACUUUCUAUAAUGGAACAAUAUGCUGGCGUGCUUCAUGGAUUGGUUUUUGGCAGACCUUUCACUUACCAAGAUGUCCCAAUCUCAUUGCAGAACUCGGGUAAUUUUGACAUCGCAAAAGAAUGGGAGAGCAUAUUAGAAUCGGCAGAUCACAGUAAGCUUGUUAGAUUGGAAUUGUUCUACCGAGACUUGCGGGCAAGUGUCAAAGACAAGAUAAUGAAGAGAAGAAUUCAGGAGAUAGUAAAGGAGUGUCUGCCUUCUUCAAGUACAGCAAAGUAG
This is a messenger RNA of Dovyalis caffra, 1671 nucleotides long. The record is from the annotation of a GenBank genome assembly. NCBI's taxonomy places the organism in Eukaryota, Viridiplantae, Streptophyta, Magnoliopsida, Malpighiales, Salicaceae.